UUAUCGUGAAACGAGGCUUCUUCUCUCGAUUUAGGGUUAGGGUUUUUGGUACCUCGAUCGGAGGCGGAGAAGAGAAGAUGGUUCAGCGAUUGACGUAUCGGAAGAGGCAUAGUUAUGCCACGAAAUCCAAUCAGCACCGUGUUGUGAAGACCCCUGGCGGGAAGUUGGUUUACCAAUCGACCAAGAAGAGGGCGAGUGGACCCAAGUGCCCCGUCACCGGCAAGCGGAUCCAAGGGAUUCCUCACUUGAGGCCUGCUGAGUACAAGAGAUCUAGAUUGUCAAGAAGUCAGAGGACCGUGAAUCGUGCCUAUGGUGGUGUUUUAUCUGGAGGUGCUGUGAGGGAAAGGAUCAUCCGUGCCUUUUUGGUUGAGGAGCAGAAGAUUGUGAAGAAGGUUUUGAAGAUCCAAAAGGCCAAGGAAAAGCUGGCGUCUAAGAGCUAAGCUUGUGGGAGGAAGCAAAGCAAAAUGCUUUUGAGUUUUUGUUUACUCAGGAGAAAUUUUUGACUUUCAUGAUGAUGUUGAAUGUGGGUGUUUGCAGGGACAAAUGUUGAAAUAGUUGUUGGGUUAAUCAUUUAUUUUUCUCAAGUUUGUGUGAACUUGCCCUUGAUGGCAAUCUGGUAUACUCUUUCUACCUCUGUUCCAUUUAAUGUUUUGUUUAAAUGA
Dioscorea cayenensis subsp. rotundata (Guinea yam) is the source of this 662-nucleotide messenger RNA. Its product is annotated as 60S ribosomal protein L34-like. The record is from RefSeq and is a predicted model, not a curated record. The transcript is spliced from 4 exons. Bases 78 to 440 code for a protein of 120 amino acids. Lineage: Eukaryota; Viridiplantae; Streptophyta; Magnoliopsida; Dioscoreales; Dioscoreaceae. Gene Ontology annotation, biological process: ribosome biogenesis; translation. Gene Ontology annotation, cellular component: ribosome; cytosolic large ribosomal subunit. Gene Ontology annotation, molecular function: structural constituent of ribosome.